Molecule: messenger RNA, 759 nt
Organism: Setaria italica (foxtail millet)
Lineage: Eukaryota; Viridiplantae; Streptophyta; Magnoliopsida; Poales; Poaceae
Product: receptor-like serine/threonine-protein kinase SD1-8
Biological process (GO): protein phosphorylation
Molecular function (GO): ATP binding; protein kinase activity
Source: RefSeq, a predicted model, not a curated record
AUGCAAUCCUACUCCGACAAGUUCGCCUUCCAGGUGACGGUCAGUCCCAGCGAGGUCAGCUACAGCUACAGCAUCAAGGCAGGCGGGCCCUUGACUCGACUCGUCCUGAUGGACACGCCCUUGAUCCAGCGCUUCAUCUGGGAUCCGAGACGCCAUUGGUACGCCAAGUGCGGGCCAUCUGGCCUGUGCAACCAGAGCGCCGCGGCCACGUCACCCUCGUUCUGCAGCUGUGUUCAUCAAGGAUUCAGCGCCGCCGUGUCGCCGCCGGACUGGAACAUGGACGACACGUCGCGCGGGUGCCGGCGGAACGUGCCAUUGGACUGCGGCGGCAGCAGGAGCUCGAGCACCGACUGGUUCGCCGCUCUGCCGGGAGUGAAGCUGCCCGACACGCUCAACUCGUCGCUGGACAUGGGCAUCACGCUGGAUCAGUGCAGGGCGAGGUGCCUUGCCAACUGCUCCUGCGUGGCGUAUGCCGCUGCGGAUAUCCAAGGAGGCGGUGACGGAAGCGGAUGCCUCAUGUGGCCAGAAAACCUCAUUGAUCUACAGUACCUAGGUGGAGGGCAGACCCUGUACAUAAGGCUGGCAAAGUCUGAAUCAGGGAAACGUAAAGAACGCUCUCUGCUGGAAUGGCGAAAGAGGCUGCAAAUAAUUCUUGGGAUUGCGGAGGGCGUCAAGCACCUGCACGAGGGAGAGGGAUCGGCCGGCAACGUGAUCCACAGGGAUCUGAAGCCGGCCAAUGUGCUGCUGGACGGUGGAUGA